Messenger RNA from Phragmites australis (common reed), 1738 nucleotides. RefSeq lists its product as uncharacterized. Bases 288 to 1283 code for a protein of 331 amino acids. Lineage: Eukaryota; Viridiplantae; Streptophyta; Magnoliopsida; Poales; Poaceae. The record is from RefSeq and is a predicted model, not a curated record. The transcript has a single exon.
CCGCCCCGACGACGCUCUCGUCGUCGUCUCCCUUCACAAAAGCCCCCCUCGAUCUCUGCUCCAAAGAAACUUCUCCUCUUCCCAGUUCCCACGCCAUUCCCAUCCCUCAAGAUCCCACCUCCUCGACCCCAGUCUCCGUCGUGGAGCACCGCAUUGGGCACGGACGUCGUGUCUCUGGGAUACUAUCUCGGAUCUGACCGUCGAGCCAGCGGCGGCGGCGCCGGGGUCUUGGUGCGGCAGAGGCGAGGCUGCGAAUCCAAGAAGUGCAAGAAGAGGCGGCGGGGAGGAUGGCGCAUCCGCGGGGUGGGGGAGGAGGGGUGCGGCUGCCGCCGAUGAACGCGCUGGAGAUCCUGCGGGAGACGGUGCGCGUGCUGCGCGCGGACCCGCACGCGUUCACGUCCGUCCUGUUCCUGCUGCUCUGCCCGGCGUCCGGGUGCCUCCUCCUGUCCGCGGCGGCCCUGGACGGGGCCGUCGUGCUGCCGCUCGCGCGGAGGCUCCUCGUCGCCGCCGCGGCGUCGGGGCUCCCGCUCACGCAUUUCGUCAGGCAGCUGGCGCACCACUUCGCCGCCACGCUCGUGUCCGCCGUCGUGUCGUUCCCGGCUCUCCUCACGCUCCUCCUCGCCGCCCGCGCUGCCGUGGCCUACGCCGUCGCGGCAGUGUACGCCGGGAAACCCCUCCCCGCGGCCGACAUCACCCUUCUCGCGCGCCGUGCGUGGCCGCGCCUCGCCGCUACGUACGCGCUCGGGUGCGCCGCCGUCGUCGCCGGCCUCGUUGCCUUCCUUGCCCUCCUCGUCACCGCCUGCUCCACGCUCAAGGCCAUGCUCUACCCGCCUGACAUUGUCGUCUGCGCCGGCCUCUUCACAGUUCUUGCCUACUCCGUGGUGUACGCGCACACCAUCAUAGUGUGCAACCUUGGCGGCGUCAUUGCCGUUCUUGAGGACGUGGCCGGGGUCAAUGCGCUGCGCCGGUCGGUGGAGCUGAUGCGCGGCCAAACCCAUGUCGGGCUGUUCAUCUUUCUUGGAUCCACCAUAGGCCUCGCUUUCGUCGAGGGGCUGUUUGAACACAGGGUGAAGACACUUAGCUAUGGCGAUGGGUCGUCGCGGCUCUGGGAGGGGCCAUUGCUUGUCCUCAUGUACUCGUUCGUGAUGCUGAUUGAUUCGAUGAUGAGUGCAGUGUUCUACUUCACUUGCCGGUCAUCGAACUUGAACUUCUUGGACGAGGAGGGUGGCUCGGUUGAGGAGCUUGAGAUGAUGGUGGCUGGCAAUUCAGAUGCUGUCAGGUGAUGAAGAAGAUUGGUUUGUUUCUCACAGGUGUAUCUGCUCAUAUUGUCAUGGGGUAAUAAGUGAGAUGGCCAUGGUCAGGCUUUGCGUGGAUCGACCUAUGGUAUUGGUGGUUGCGGCGCCAUGACUAUACACUUUUUGUGUAUGCCUUAUCGAUUAACGUUGUGAAAGGAGCAUUUUUUGCAGCCAUUUGGGAUCCUCCGUGUUCAUGUAAUGGAGGUUGUGUAAGAGAAGAUGAGAGGGAGUUCUGUCAUGCGGGUGUGUUCUUAAUCAGACCUGAGUUUUGGUGGCGAUUCGAUAGCUGGCGAUAUGUGUAGCAUUCUUUCAAAAUGAUGUAACUAGUGUAUCAAUUUGAUUGUUGUUGAAUAUUUGUCGCCUUACAACUUUUUGGUUAUACUGAAUGAAACAUUUUCUGUUACCGAGGAAAUACUAACGAUUCUAAUACUUGAUUCUUGUAG